This is a messenger RNA of Hermetia illucens (black soldier fly), 547 nucleotides long. RefSeq names its product 60S ribosomal protein L31 (gene RpL31). Bases 114 to 488 code for a protein of 124 amino acids. The record is from RefSeq and is a predicted model, not a curated record. NCBI's taxonomy places the organism in Eukaryota, Metazoa, Arthropoda, Insecta, Diptera, Stratiomyidae. The transcript is spliced from 3 exons. Gene Ontology annotation, biological process: cytoplasmic translation. Gene Ontology annotation, molecular function: structural constituent of ribosome. Gene Ontology annotation, cellular component: cytosolic large ribosomal subunit; ribosome.
CAAUAUCUUCUGUUACGCUGGUGUCUGACAGCAGGUGGCGCACUUGAACGCGGUGACAGUUCUUUUAUGUCAGACUUGAGAAACUGAGAGGUCUGCGUUAACUUAGCGAAACAAUGGCCAAGACAAAAACCGAGAAACGUAACAAGUCAGCAAUCAACGAGGUUGUAACUCGUGAAUGCACCAUUCACCUGUCAAAGCGGGUGCACAACAUUGGCUUCAAGAAACGUGCGCCGCGCGCUAUCAAGGAGAUCCGCAAGUUCGCUGAGAAGGAAAUGGGAACCCGCGAUGUGAGGAUCGACACCCGUUUGAACAAACACAUUUGGUCAAAGGGUAUUAGGAGCACACCAUUCCGUGUACGUGUACGACUCGCCCGUCGACGCAACGACGACGAAGAUUCACCCAACAAAUUGUACACAUUGGUCACAUACGUGCCCGUAGCAACCUUCAAGGCUCUCCAAACGGAAAAUGUCGAAUCAAGCGACGAUUAGACGAUGGAGAUUUUUGGCAACAAAUUUUUAACAUUUAAAAACAAAAAAUAAAAAAACUU